AUGUCCAGCCCCAGCCAGAACCAGAACGCUCUUCUGCUGCUCGUACAGCAGCUCCAGCAAGAGCUCCAGAACCAGCGAUCAGAGAUUACCUCCCUGCGCGACAGCGUCGCCCAGCUCCAGCUCCAGCUUCAGUCCCGCCAGCACCCGAACGACGCUCAGACGCGAGUCCGAGUGCGCCUACCAGACCCGCCCAAGUUCGACGGCAAACCGCACACGCUGCGCACAUGGUUACCGUCUAUCCGAGCUAAACUCCGAUCCGACCAGCUCACAGGAGCUGAUGCCUUCGAUUACGUAUGGGAUUGUCUUGAGCAGCCUCAACAGGCGUCUAUCCUCCACCUCCGCGAACAGUCUGAAGAGCUUUUAGAUUGGGACCUAGAACAGAUUUUUUCGUUUUUCCAGCGCCUCUGCCACAAUCCACGUGAGUAA
Molecule: messenger RNA, 426 nt
Organism: Exserohilum turcica Et28A
Lineage: Eukaryota; Fungi; Ascomycota; Dothideomycetes; Pleosporales; Pleosporaceae
Exons: 1
Coding region: 1-426 (141 amino acids)
Source: RefSeq, a predicted model, not a curated record